GCGCCCGAGCUGCCUAGUUUCUGGGUCACCGGGUCGUCAUGGUGGUGUGCAGGAGCCGUGCUCUGAGGCAGCUGAGCGGCCGGGGCUGGAAUCGGGCCCUGCUGUCUCUGCGGCCGCCUUGGGCCUGGGUCCGGCCGCUGUCCAAUGGGAAGCCAAAGGUGGACACGCACUUCGGAUUUGAAACGGUGUCUGAGGAAGAGAAGGGGGACAAAGUCUAUCAUGUAUUUGAAAGUGUGGCCAAAAAGUAUGACGUGAUGAACGAUUCAAUGAGUUUGGGGAUCCACCGGCUUUGGAAGGAUUUGCUGUUACAGAAGAUGCACCCGUUCUCUGGAACCAAACUCCUUGAUGUGGCUGGAGGCACAGGAGACAUCGCCUUCCGAUUCCUUAAUUACAUCAAGGCUCAGAACCAGAGACGGCAGCAGAGGGAGCUGAAAUCCCAUCAAAAUUUAUCCUUUGAAGAUAUUGCCAAGUGGUACCAGAAUAGCCGGUGUUCCUUGGGGGAAUCCCAUGUGGUCGUCUGUGACAUUAACAAAGAAAUGCUCAAAGUUGGAAAGCAGAAAGCACAGACCUUGGGCCACAAAAAAGGCCUGGCGUGGGUGGUGGGCGAUGCCGAGGAGCUGCCCUUUGAUGACGACAAGUUCGAUGUUUACACCAUUGCCUUUGGGAUCCGAAACGUCACACACAUUGACCGGGCACUUCAGGAAGCCCACCGGGUCCUGAAGCCAGGAGGCAGGUUUCUCUGCCUGGAGUUUAGCCAGGUGAACAACCCCAUCAUUUCCAGGCUCUACGACCUGUAUAGCUUCCAGGUCAUUCCAGUAAUGGGAGAAGUCAUUGCCGGGGAUUGGAAGUCCUACCAGUACCUUGUGGAGAGCAUCCGACGUUUCCCACCACAAGAGGAGUUCAAGGAGAUGAUUGAAGAUGCCGGCUUUCAGAAGGUGACCUACGAGAGCCUCACAUCAGGCAUUGUGGCCAUCCAUUCCGGCUUCAAGCUGUGAGCCCCGUUCAGCCCGCCUCCCGCUGCGCAGUCGGGGGAAGAGCCUCGGAGAGUCUAUGAAGCUCCCUUGCAGAGCUCCGGCCUUAGGAGCUAGGGGCUGAAACGACCGGCCGGCCUUGGUUAUGGAAGGGGGCGUGUCAUUCCCUCAGUGCUCAGCUGGUGCUGUUGGGUGGCGUUUGGUUGAAUUGCCACGGACGCCUUCUGUUAGUUCUUCUUGGAUGUGCAAGUGUGUGGGUGGGGAGAGGGGAAGGAGCACCGGAGCGCUAACUGAACAGGUUCUGUGGCCCGAGCCUCCCCACCCCGCCAUACUGAAAGGGUAAUCGGGGGGCCCUUGUCGGGGAGAGGAAAGGAAGGACCUCCUCCCACAGACACACACCCAGUCAUCCUUUAGUCCUAGGACCGUACGAUGUGCCCAGCCAAACACUGUGUGCUCCUGGCUUCCGUGUGUCCCCGCACAGCGUAUUAAACAAGUUGACUUGGGUCCGA
Messenger RNA from Antechinus flavipes (yellow-footed antechinus), 1480 nucleotides. It is a transcript of the gene COQ5, whose product is annotated as coenzyme Q5, methyltransferase. NCBI's taxonomy places the organism in Eukaryota, Metazoa, Chordata, Mammalia, Dasyuromorphia, Dasyuridae. Bases 39 to 995 code for a protein of 318 amino acids. The record is from RefSeq and is a predicted model, not a curated record. Gene Ontology annotation, molecular function: methyltransferase activity. The transcript has 7 exons. Gene Ontology annotation, biological process: ubiquinone biosynthetic process.